GGUGUGUGUAUCUGCAUAUUAUGACCGUUUAAUCCGCUCAACGGGCUGCUGUGCGCGCUCCCGCGGCCGCAAUCAGAUUCUGGCAGAAUCACUUUUUGGCACGAGACCUGUUGGCACGACAACGGCAGUCAAGAAUCUACUUGAACAGUGAGAUUUUUCCUGAGACACGGAAAGGAGAACACCACAAUUCCAGCCUCUCUGAACACAUGCUGUUCACGUGUGCUUUUCUGCUCCAUCACACAAGGAGACCUACAAAUGGAGAAGAUGAUCUGCAGGAUCCUGCUGCUCAUCAUCCUCACAUCACAUGUCUGUGCAGCAACAUUUGUAGUGAAUGUGACACAGAGCUCCUAUCAGACAGAGGAGAACCACAACAUCACCCUGGAGUGGACCUUCACCCCCAAACCUGAACCUUCCUCCAGACCUCCUGACAUCUACUGUGAACUCAGAACUUAUCUCAGACCCUUAAUGCUGUUUCAUGUGGUGAACGGAGUUGAGAUGACCUUUUAUCACGAUGAACAGUUUGCAGGACGAGUCCAGAGCGACAGAGAUGCUCUGAGAGAGGGACGACUAAGACUCCACAUGUCCAGACUCAGGACUGAGGACUCAGGACAGUACUGGUGUAGACUGGACACAGAGUCUGGAUGGGGGUCUGCCAGCUGUGAAGUCCUCGUCUCUGCAGCUGCUGAUCUUCCACCUCAGACACCAGCGAUGGUCCCAGAACAAGAACCUCAGGAGACGAAAAGAUCCUACGAUGGAGCACGAGUGGGAGGAAUAAUUGCAGCAGGAGUUGGAGUUGUUGCAGCAGCUGCUCUUCUGAUUAUUUUUGUUACAGUUUUAGUGAAGAAAAGGAGAAACCCUCAAGGAAUCAUACACCUCUGAUGAAUCACAACGUGAUGAUUUGAGUCACUAAACUGAGUGACUGCAGGACUCCUCCUUCAACAUCUGAUUGGAGGACAAGAAAACUAACUGCCAUUGUCCUGAAUUUGGGGGAGGAACCAAAUUCAGGAGAUCCAGAGAUAAAUAAUUAUUUGAUCAAUAACUACAACUGAUCAUUUGUAAAGUUAUUGAUCAAAUAAAACCUGCUGGUCUGUGACAGAUGUUACCUGCACAUCUGGACAAACCUCUGAUCUCCUCUGCUCUGACUUCACUAAAGUACUUAGUGACAUUAUUAUCCUCCGUAUUAGUGUUGCCACAACAACGGAUUCAAAAUCACCAACUCUGAUCCUAUAACAAUAAUAAUAAUAAUAAUAAUAAUAAUACAUUUUAUUUGUAUAGCGCUUUUCAAGGCACUCAAAGACGCUUUACAUUAGUCAAAAUCCUUAAAGGCAAUACACAUAGGACAAUUACAUGGACAGUACAUGAGGACACAAAAUGACACAGGACAUUAAUCACAUAUAACACAACAACAGAGUGACGGAUGGACCGGAUGUUGUUGUGGUAAAUCACGUAUUUAUGUGAAAAAACGUACCCAAAAUAAUUUUCAAUUUAAAAUGUAUUAAAAACAUGCUCUACUUUGAAGAAUCAACAUUCUGUUUUUUAAAAAACAGCAACAUGUGAAAGAUUUAAUUAAUUAAAAGUAUAUUUUUUUACA
Messenger RNA from Cololabis saira (Pacific saury), 1591 nucleotides. RefSeq lists its product as uncharacterized. The transcript is spliced from 4 exons. The record is from RefSeq and is a predicted model, not a curated record. NCBI's taxonomy places the organism in Eukaryota, Metazoa, Chordata, Actinopteri, Beloniformes, Belonidae. Gene Ontology annotation, biological process: negative regulation of T cell proliferation; positive regulation of T cell proliferation; T cell costimulation. The coding region runs from base 256 to 879 and encodes 207 amino acids. Gene Ontology annotation, cellular component: external side of plasma membrane.